Messenger RNA from Drepanopeziza brunnea f. sp. 'multigermtubi' MB_m1, 444 nucleotides. The record is from RefSeq and is a predicted model, not a curated record. NCBI's taxonomy places the organism in Eukaryota, Fungi, Ascomycota, Leotiomycetes, Helotiales, Drepanopezizaceae.
AUGGCAUUCCUCAACUUUCGCGAAAUCUGGGACACGCUCCGGGGCAGAGAAAGGAGACAGAGGGCGCCGCCUCCACACGACAUCGUUUUCCAACGCAGCCCCCCGAAAUCAAUCUCGGAAAAGCAAUCGCAGCACCCAGACGAGAACCAUAAUUCGGAGGAGACCCCGGCGCAGACCGCUGCGCGCAUCAAGAUCGAGGAGGCCGCCGCGGAGGAGUUCCUGAAUUCCAACGUCAAGGAAUGCCCUGGCUGUUGUCGUGCGAUCAUGAAGAACUUUGGCUGCGACGAGAUGGAAUGUUGCUGCGGGCAGGUCUUCUGCUGGAUUUGCCUGGCCAAGAGCAAGGUUGAUUCGAAGUAUUUUUGGGGCGACUGGCAUGCCCGGACGUGCCGCUACAGUACCGCUACCAACCCUUGCAUCUUUUUUAUGACUCUGCGAAAUCGCUGA